AUGACGACUGACAUUUCCGUGGUCCGGUGGGACCCAAGCCAGGGCCCUGGAAAUGAAUUCAUCGAAGAUAUCGAAUACGACGGAGGAAACUCCAGUUCACGUUUGUUCGAACGAUCACGCAUCAAGGCGUUAGCAGAGGAACGUGAAAGCGUUCAAAAAAAGACAUUCACAAAAUGGGUCAACUCCCAUCUCGUGCGAGUGAACAGUCCGAUCAAAGACCUCUACGUGGAUAUGCGUGAUGGUAAGAAUCUGAUCAAGCUGCUGGAGGUGUUGUCAGGCGAGCGGUUGCCACGACCGACCAAGGGCAAAAUGCGUAUCCAUUGCCUGGAGAACGUGGACAAGGCGUUGCAAUUUUUGCGCGAGCAGCGUGUCCAUUUGGAGAAUAUCGGUUCGCAUGAUAUUGUGGAUGGAAAUGCAAGCCUUAAUCUAGGAUUGAUCUGGACUAUCAUUCUGCGCUUCCAGAUUCAAGACAUCACAAUAGAAGAAACGGACAACAAAGAGACAAAAUCGGCUAAGGAUGCCCUGUUACUGUGGUGUCAGAUGAAAACGGCUGGUUAUCAUAAUGUGAACGUGCGCAACUUCACCACAUCAUGGCGCGAUGGCCUGGCGUUCAAUGCCAUCAUACAUAAGCAUCGGCCGGACUUGAUACAGUUCGACAAGCUGUCCAAAACGAACCCAAUCCAGAACCUGAACAACGCGUUCAAUGUUGCUGAGGAAAAGCUGGGACUAACAAAGUUGCUCGAUGCGGAGGACAUUUUUGUCGAUCAUCCCGAUGAAAAGUCCAUCAUUACCUACGUAGUAACGUACUAUCAUUACUUCAGCAAGUUGAAGCAGGAGACGGUUCAGGGCAAGCGUAUCGGCAAGGUGGUCGGUAUUGCGAUGGACAAUGAUCGCAUGAUCAAUGAGUACGAGUCGUUGACAAGCGAGCUGCUGAAAUGGAUCGAAGUGACAAUCGUACAGCUGGGCGAUAGGCACUUUGUCAACUCGCUCGUAGGAGUCCAACAGCAGUUAGCGCAGUUCUCUAACUACCGCACGGUCGAGAAACCGCCGAAGUUUGUGGAAAAGGGCAACCUUGAGGUGUUGUUGUUCACGCUCCAAUCCAAAAUGAGAGCAAACAAUCAAAAACCUUAUACUCCUAAGGAGGGUAAGAUGAUAUCGGACAUCAACAAAGCCUGGGAACGUCUGGAGAAGGCCGAGCACGAGCGGGAACUUGCUCUGCGCGAGGAGCUCAUUCGUCAAGAGAAACUGGAGCAAUUGGCCGCACGGUUCAAUCGCAAGGCUACCAUGCGUGAGACCUGGCUCUCCGAAAACCAACGCCUGGUCAGCACCGACAACUUCGGCUUUGAUCUUGCAGCCGUCGAGGCAGCUGCCAAAAAGCACGAGGCUAUCGAGACGGACAUAUUCGCAUACGAAGAACGCGUGCAGGCCGUUGUGGCGGUAUGCAACGAGUUGGAGGCAGAAAAAUAUCACGACAUCGAGCGCAUUGCUGCCCGUAAGGACAACGUGUUGCGUUUGUGGAACUACUUGAUCGAGCUGCUCCGAGCACGCCGUAUGCGACUUGAGUUUUCGAUUCAGCUCCAGCAGAACUUCCAAGAAAUGAUCUACAUCCUAGAUUCCAUGGAAGAAAUCAAGCAACGUCUGCUUACGGAUGACUACGGCAAACAUCUGAUGGGCGUUGAGGAUUUAUUGCAGAAGCAUUCGCUGGUCGAGGCGGACAUCAACGUUCUUGGUGACCGCGUGAAACAGGUGGUGCAAAACUCGCAAAAAUUCCUGGUAGACGAGGAAGACAACUACAAACCGUGUGAUCCGUCGAUUAUCGUCGAUCGCGUUCAGCGUCUGGAGGAUGCAUAUGCCGAACUUUGCAAGCUAGCAGUAGAACGUCGCUCCCGACUGGAAGAGAGUCGCAAAUUGUGGCAGUUCUACUGGGACAUGGCGGACGAAGAAAAUUGGAUCAAGGAGAAGGAGCAGAUUGUUUCAGCUGACGAGAUUGGUCAUGAUUUGACGACAGUAAAUCUUCUGCUGUCGAAGCAUAAGGCGCUGGAAUCCGAGAUUCAGUCCCACGAACCACAGCUUAUGGCCGUCAGUGAAGUUGGUGAUGAGCUGGUGCGCCGCGGACAUUUCGGUGCUGAUCGCAUCGACGAGCGUCUGAAGGAAAUUUUGGCUAUGUGGAAUAACUUGCGUGACUUGACGGAAUAUCGUCGCAAGCGAUUGGAGAACGCUGUUGAUUACUUCCAACUGUUCGCUGACGCCGAUGACAUUGACAAUUGGAUGCUGGAUGCGCUGCGCCUGGUGUCGUCGGAGGACGUGGGCCGUGAUGAAGCAAAUGUGCAGAGUUUGCUGAAGAAGCAUAAGGAUGUGGCAGAUGAGCUCAAAAAUUAUGCUGAAACGAUUGAACAGUUGCACGCUCAGGCAGAUCGCUUGACGCUAAAUGUUCCCGAGCAGGAGCGAGUACGCGAACGUUUGGCUGCGAUUGAUGCUCGCUACAAGGAGCUGAUAGAGUUGGCUAAAUUGCGCAAGCAGAGAUUGCUGGAUGCUUUGAGUUUGUACAAAUUGAUUUCGGAGAGCGAUGGUGUUGAGCAAUGGAUCGGUGAAAAGGAACGUAUGCUGCAAACCAUGGUUCCUGGCAAAGAUAUCGAAGACGUCGAGAUCAUGAAGCAUCGCUACGACGGGUUCGAUAAGGAAAUGAACGCGAAUGCAUCUCGCGUUGCCGUGGUGAAUCAGCUCGCUCGUCAACUGCUACACGUCGAACAUCCGAAUUCUCAAGAAAUUCUGGAAAAGCAGAAUCACCUCAACAACUCUUGGUCGAAGCUGCGUGAACAAGCUGAAAGUAAACGCGACGACCUGAAGUCGGCCCAUGGUGUUCAAACCUUCUACAUUGAAUGUCGUGAGACGAUUUCCUGGAUUGAAGACAAGAAACGUAUUCUUACCGAAACGGACAGUCUUCAAAUGGAUCUUACUGGUGUGAUGACCCUACAACGUCGUUUGAGCGGUAUGGAACGCGACCUGGCCGCGAUCCAGGCUAAAUUGACAGCGCUUGAAAAUGAAGCAGAUGCAAUUGAAGGCGAACAUCCGGAAGAGGCUGCUUUGAUCCGCGAGCGCGUGGCGCAGAUUCAGAUAAUAUGGGAACAGUUGACACAGAUGCUGAAAGAACGCGACUCCAAACUGGAGGAAGCAGGCGAUUUGCAUCGUUUCCUGCGCGAUCUUGAUCACUUCCAGGCAUGGCUGACAAAGACCCAAACCGACGUUGCUUCCGAGGAUACACCGACGUCUCUACCGGAGGCAGAGAAACUACUCAAUCAGCAUCAGAGCAUCCGUGAGGAAAUCGACAACUAUACCGAGGAUUAUAAGAAGAUGAUGGAUUAUGGCGAAGGUUUGACCUCGGAACCGACCCAAACCGAAGAUCCUCAGUACAUGUUCCUGCGCGAGCGCUUGAAGGCGCUUAAGGACGGAUGGGAAGAGCUGCAUCAGAUGUGGGAAAAUCGCCAGGUGCUUUUAUCGCAGGGCUUGGAUCAACAGCUAUUCAACCGCGACGCUCGUCAAGCCGAGGUUCUGCUCAGUCAGCAAGAGCACGUGCUUAGCAAAGACGAUACUCCGGUUAAUCUGGAACAGGCAGAAAAUCAAUUGAAGCGCCACGAAGCCUUCCUUACAACGAUGGAGGCGAAUGAUGAGAAGUUUAAUACGAUUGUUCAGGUGGCGGGCCAGAUGACCAGUAAGGAUCAUUUCGAUGCGGAUAAGAUCACCAAGCGCGCCGAAAGCAUCGCUCAUCGUCGCGAUGAUAAUCGUAACCGUGCGCUGGAGCUGCACGAGAAGUUGAAGAAUCAAGUGAAGCUGCAUGAGUUCUUGCAAGACAUCGAGGAGCUGACCGAGUGGGUGCAGGAGAAAUACAUAACUGCACAAGAUGACACGUACCGUAGCGCAAAGACCGUGCAUUCCAAAUGGACCCGUCAUCAGGCGUUCGAAGCGGAAAUUGCUGCCAACAAGGAACGUUUACACGAGGCAAAGAAAGCCGCUCAGGAGCUGAUGGUCGAGAAGCCAGAGUUUAAGGAGAUUAUUGAGCCGAAGCUGACAGAUUUGUCGAAGAACUUUGAUGAACUUGAAACCAGCACCAAGGAGAAGGGCGCACUCUUGUUCGAUGCCAAGAGGGAGGUGAUCGUGCAGCAGAGCGUGGAUGAUAUUGAUUCGUGGAUGGACGAUCUGGAGAAGCAGAUCAUCAAUACCGACACUGGCAACGAUUUGACUUCAGUGAACAUUUUGAUGCAGAAACAGCAAAUCAUCCAAACGCAAAUGGCCGUUAAGGCUCGUCAGGUAGAGGAGUUAGACAAACAGACAGAAGUUCUCACGAAGACCGCACCGCAGGACGUGGUCGAACCGAUCGUGGAGAAGAAACAGGCUGUCAAUGCACGUUUCGAGAAGAUAAAGGCACCGUUGCUCGAGCGUCAACGUCAGUUGGAAAAGAAGAAGGAAGCGUUCCAAUUCCGACGCGACGUAGAAGACGAGAAGCUGUGGAUCGAUGAGAAGAUGCCAUUGGCAGAAUCGACGGAAUAUGGAAAUUCGCUAUUUAAUGUGCACGUGCUGAAAAAGAAGCACCAGUCGUUGAACACCGAAAUUGAUAACCAUGAACCGCGCAUCAUGACGAUCUGCAACAACGGACAGAAGCUGAUUGACGAAGGACAUGAGGACGCCGGUCCGUACGCAGAUCUGAUCAGCCAGCUCACACAGAAGUGGCAGGAGUUGAAAGAUGCCGUUGAAAACCGCCACAGACAGCUGGACCAAUCUGAGAAGGUGCAGCAAUACUUCUUCGAUGCUGCUGAAGCGGAAUCGUGGAUGAGCGAACAGGAGCUCUACAUGAUGGUGGAAGAUCGCGGCAAGGAUGAAACGUCUGCGCAGAACCUAAUGAAGAAGCACGAAAGCCUAGAGCAAUCAGUGGAGGAUUAUGCCGAUACGAUUCGUCAGUUGGGUGAAACGGCCCGUCAGCUGACAUCGGAGCAACAUGCUUACAGCGAUCAAGUAUCCGUGAAGCAAUCGCAGCUGGACAAGUUGUACGCUGGUUUGAAGGAUCUUGCCGGUGAACGUCGUGCCCGUCUGGAUGAAGCUCUACAACUGUUCAUGUUGAGCCGUGAAGUGGACGAUCUAGAGCAGUGGAUCACUGAUCGCGAGGUCGUCGCUGGUUCGCAUGAACUCGGACAGGAUUACGAUCAUAUUACGCUGCUUUGGGAACGGUUCAAUGAAUUUGCCCAAGAUACGGCCACCGUCGGCAGUGAGCGUGUCGCCAAGGCCAACGGUAUUGCGGAUGAUCUCAUCCAUGCGGGCCACUCGGACAGUGCUACGAUCGCGGAAUGGAAGGAUGGGUUGAACGAAUCGUGGCAAGAUCUGCUAGAGCUGAUCGAAACGCGAAAGGCAAUGUUGGCGGCUUCGCGCGAGUUGCACAAGUUCUUCCACGAUUGCAAGGACGUGCUGGGACGCAUCAACGAGAAGCAGCAUGGCGUGUCAGAGGAGCUGGGACGCGAUGCCGGUGUUGUGUCGGCACUGCAGCGCAAACACCAGAACUUCAUUCAGGACCUGAUGACGUUGCACUCGCAAGUACAACAAAUCCAAGAGGAGUCGGCCAAACUGCAGGCGGCUUACGCCGGUGAAAAGGCUAGAGAAAUCACCAACCGCGAGCAUGAAGUGUUGAACGCCUGGGCGCAUCUGCAGGGCAUGUGCGAAGAGCGCCGUGGUAAGCUUGCCGACACCGGUGACUUGUUCAAGUUCUUCAAUAUGGUCCGCACGCUGAUGCUGUGGAUGGAAGACGUCGUGCGACAGAUGAACACCUCGGAGAAGCCUCGCGAUGUGUCCGGAGUCGAGCUGUUGAUGAACAAUCACCAGAGUCUGAAGGCCGAAAUCGAUACCCGGGAGGAUAAUUUCAGCGCAUGCCUGGCUUUGGGUAAAGAGUUGCUGUCACGCAACCAUUAUGCAUCCGCUGAUAUUAAAGAUCGCCUGCUGCAGCUUACAAACAGCCGAAAUGCUUUGUUACAUCGAUGGGAAGAACGUUGGGAGAACCUUCAGUUGAUAUUGGAAGUGUACCAAUUUGCCCGAGAUGCUGCCGUAGCCGAAGCAUGGCUCAUCGCACAGGAACCGUAUUUGAUGUCUACCGAGCUAGGACACACGAUUGAUGAAGUCGAAAAUCUUAUCAAGAAACACGAAGCCUUCGAGAAGUCUGCCGCUGCCCAAGAAGAACGCUUUAGUGCAUUAGAGCGAUUGACAACGUUUGAGCUCAAAGAAAUGAAGCGUCGCCAAGAUGCGGCCGAAGAGGCGGAGCGUCAACGCCUGGAAGUGGAAGCAGCAGCGCGUGCCGCCGCUGAAGCCGAAGCAGAAGCUGCCCGUCAGGCAGAGGCAGCUGCAGCACGUGAUGCUGCGGAUGCACCAGGAUCUCCACAUUCCACCAGAGAACAGGAGUCAGUUGCUGGCCAAUCGCUAGUGUCACGGCGGCAUUCCGGUGUACCGAAGGAACGAUCCAGCAGUUCCGCCAGCGCGUCGGCAGGAGUUAAGGUCAGUCGACGAUCUCGCUCCAAAAGCCCCUUCCGUAGCUUUAGAUGGAAGCGCACCAGCUCGAAGGCGGAUGACGGGGUUUCGGAUGACGAAGAUCGUCCUAGUCCAGGUGGAGCAGAGGAAGGUGCCCAAGAAGGCAUUCUCACGCGAAAACAUGAAUGGGAGUCCACCACGAAAAAAGCUUCAAAUCGUUCUUGGGAUAAGGUAUAUUGCGUUGCCCGCAGCGGCCGGUUAACAUUCUUCAAGGAUCAGAAAUCAACGAAAGCUGUACCGGAGCAGACGUUCCGCGGCGAGCCACCGCUUGACCUGAAAGGAGCCCAAAUUGAGGUCGCGAGUGACUAUACGAAGAAGAAGCACGUGUUCCGAAUCAAGCUAUCCAAUGGCGGCGAAUUCCUGCUGCAGUGCCACGAUGACGGCGAAAUGCAACAAUGGGUAACAGCUUUGAAAGCACAAUGCGAGCUUGACUCAAGCGGCGAAGGCCGUUCGCUGACGCUGCCCGCUUCCUCUCAGAAGGAUGAACAAAAGAGACGGUCAUUCUUUACACUGAAGAAAAAUUAAGAAAGUUACGAAAACAUACAUAAACUCGUUUCACAAAGUACUCCGACAUCAAAAACAACUUAUACUAUCACUACUUUGAACGACAAACGCGGGCCACUGUCACGUAAUUUUAUCCUUACCAAACUGCUAAACAAAAGCAAACGAGCGCAAGCUUUUGCACUAUCCAACAGUUCAGCAGUUCCAGCGCUCUUCCGCGAAUUCGGAUGUUCGAGUUAUGUUUGGUUUUGUUUGGUUUCGUAAUCCUGCAAAAAUGAACGAUGAAACGAAGAUACAUUACUUCCAAUCCUGUAUGUCAAACUGCCGCUGGAGACCCACUGCAAUAAACCCGGAUGCGGCGCAGCACGAUGCAUACAAAACGAACAAGCAAAACGUAACGAAACAAAACAAUAUGGCAGUUGCAGUGUAGCAUUCGCGUACCGCAAAACAAUAUUUUUUCAGUACUUUUACCGAAGCUGACGAUGCAGUGAAGAAUGCGGUUAGUUUGGCUUAUGUUAGGUUUUUCUGUUAUAUAUGUUAAUCUAGAGGACGAUAUUUUUUAUAUACAUUUCUAUUUCAAAUCCCGGACGAACACUGCUAUGUGUGCAAAAAAAAAUUUGGCGCUAUGCGCAAAUAUUACAAUGACGAUGGAAGUAAUCAAUUAUCCGCCAAGCAAAAAGUGUUACAAAGAUAGGAUAAACAUCUGUUCUGCAAUACUGAAAGACGGCAACACACAAAACAUUGCAUAUAUUAUCGAAGAGUCUACUUUGCAAAACAGAAGAAGAAAAGGAAGCAAAAAACCAACUAAGAUACAACUAUUAUAUCGCAAAUGUCCCCCAUUGACUCUUUUACUUUUGAAUACUUGCACAGCUGCUACGUUAUUGUGCAAUAUAAACAGAAAAAAAACUAUUUUGAGCCUGUGGUCAGUAAGGAAUACUUGCGAAGAAUCCGCAGCACGACAAAAUGAAAUAUAUAAAGCUGGUGUGCAGAACAGAGAGUGAAAGCGAUGAAAUCAUCAUUCGAACAGAAACACACAUGGCAAAGUAAUAACGAUUGAGUAAAAUGUCCUGGUAUUGCCACGACAACAAUAUUUAGUGCAAAUUUCCAAGGUACAGACCUUUUGUAGAAACAAAAAAAAAUGAAGCCGUAAAGUAGCUGAGAAUAACUGUAAUAAUCUAUUUAUUUAAAAUGAUAAUUUAUCACCACAACGUAGGCGAAGGCAGCAGUGGCAAAUACAAAACGAUCGUUAUUAGAAUGUAGCUAGCCAAGAUGCGUGUUUUGAUUAACUGAGGCGAACGAUUCAAUUUGAAAAAAAAAAACCUGUUCGGAUGUAACUGUUGGGCUCUAAGCCCGGUUGUGGGCUGCAAUGGAAGAAGCCAAGCCUACGUGAGAAAAUAGCGAACCGCUUCGGUUAGGACUUCGGUUUCGUUUCGCGAGAAAAGAAACUCUGAAGAAACACGCGACGCAAAAUUGGGCGAAGUAGUAGCGGACUAAAGGAGAACGCCUGGCUUUUUGAUGGCACCUUGCUAGUUGACGAUCGUGUGAACAGAAUGAUGUAAAAUUUGAGUUUUCUUUUCUCUUUUUGAAUAUAAUCCUUUGAACAACCAAUGUAUUAUCUCUUUCGCGAAUAGCGUGUAUUUUUUUUUUCGUUUCGAAGGAUUCUGUUGCCUUGGCGUGAACGUGAGUAACAUUGGUGAAAAAGAAAUCAACUGAAAAUUUCGUUUUUUUUUCUCUCGUUUUAAUUUAGCACCAUUGAAAAGGCAGCUGGGAAUUUUUUUUAGUUGAUUUCGUAUGAGUAGAUGUCCUGUGUGUCCUGCGUGUGUGGCGCGAACGGAACGGAAGAAAAUUCAACGUUGUGUGCGUCUAUUAGAAUUGUAUAUUGUCAGCUUUUGCUGUCCGCUUGUUUGCUUGUUCAGGCAUUUAUGGCUAGCGUAUCGAGAGAAAUAGCUUAUUAAGCGAAGCAGCUAAAGUCAUACGCCAACCGCGCUAUGAUUCGUUCGACGGGCCAAAGGUGUGCCACAUGUGUGACGAGAGUUUUUGCACCGACGCAUCACGUUCGAUGAAACGUUUUCAAACUGUUCGAAUGAGCGGAAAAUUACAUCCAGGAUCCGGGAUGUGGGAUCUAUGGCUAUGUACGCUGCACGGGAACAUUUGUUGGACCCACUUGCCGUAUAAACUCUUAGCCAUAACACCCAGCGAGGCUCCAACAAAUUGGCAUUAAAGUAUAUCUUUUUUUUUGUUGUUGUUACAAACAUGGUGCAACGAGUGCUAUUGUUUUCAGACGCCCUUUCAAUCGGUAGGUAAGCUAGCGCAGUACAAUUGCUAGUUUGCAAACAAACAAUAUGCGGUACAUGUUGUCUCCAACGCAAACAAAAAAAAUGUUAAUCCAUACAUAGCAAAGGAUGGAGUAAGCAGAUCGUAGCAACCAUAAACCGAUCGUGUUCGCGAGUUUUCGCUAAAUGCAGUGUACUAUUUAUUGACUAUUAUAAUGGAUGUGCGCGUGGUUGAUUUGCAUAUUUUAUUUUUGUUUUUUCGUAUGCUUAAGUACGCCUGAUGGCCUGCUAAUGAAAAAAAAAACCCAAUUAAAGUAAUGUUUUAGUGCUGGUAACGCGAAAUGCAAAAUAAAAGGGAAAAAUAUGGAUCAGGAAGUAGGAACUGACCAGCCAGAUGCAAGCGAAAAGGGCGUACGGUUUGUGCAAAAAGGUUUAGCUAAGAUAAGAGCACAUGAUACGAAGCGAAUCAAACAAAUACACCUAAGAUUGCACUAACAUAAAGCAAACAAAGAAGCAAACAAAACACAAAAAAAAACGAAGGAAGAGAAUAUAUUUCUAGACACAACAGGUGGCAGAGCAAGCUAACACAAACAACCAGUAGCGACAAUUAAAGUUAAAUUCCUUUCUGUUUAGGAUUACAAAGAAUGUAGAAGAAAGAGAACAACAACAACUAAAAAAACGACGCGAGCGGCGGAGGAUGUUCAAUCAAAUUUCAAUAUGAAUUAUAUAUUUUUAAACUGCCAGCCUACGAACGCGAACGCUGAAAAAAAAAACAAUAUAAAAUGCAUAACUAUUAUUAGUAUAUACUGAAAAAAAAGGGAAAGCUAUUAAACGAGAAAUGGAAUAAACAGCAUUACUUUUAAAGAAUCAUUA
This is a messenger RNA of Anopheles nili, 10208 nucleotides long. It is a transcript of the gene beta-Spec, whose product is annotated as spectrin beta chain. The transcript has 10 exons. Gene Ontology annotation, molecular function: phospholipid binding; actin filament binding; structural constituent of cytoskeleton. Gene Ontology annotation, cellular component: cell junction; cell projection; spectrin. Bases 1 to 7086 code for a protein of 2361 amino acids. The record is from RefSeq and is a predicted model, not a curated record. Gene Ontology annotation, biological process: neuron development; actin cytoskeleton organization. NCBI's taxonomy places the organism in Eukaryota, Metazoa, Arthropoda, Insecta, Diptera, Culicidae.